GGCUCGGCGCUGCAGGAGCUGCAGGAGUACGUCCUCUUCCCGCUGCGCUUCGCCCUGAAGGGGCCGGGGCCCAGGCGGGAGCGCCUGGUGCAGAGCGUGGUGCAGUGCCUGUCCUCUGUCCUGGCCGCCACACGAGUGAGGAAGCCGGAGCUCCUGCGGGAGCUGUUCUCCGAGCUCUGUACGUGCCUCUCCCCCCCGUCCGGCCCGGGGAAACCGGCCUGGCUGUCGGAGGACUUAAAGCUGACUGUGAUCCAGGCGCUCCACACCUUGAUGCAUUCGGCUGACGGGGAUGUUAUCCUGUCUCUCUAUCAGCCUUCCACCCUUCCUCUCUUAGGAUUCGCUGUGUCUGUGCUGCUGGGCCUAGCAGAGCAAGAAAAAGCAAAGCAAAUUAAGAUCUCAGCUUUGAAGUGCUUACAGGUCCUAGUUCUGCAGUGUGACUGCCAGCAGCACCAGUGCCUAGAUGAAGACGAGGUGCAGCAAUGUGGGGAUUUGUUUGCUUCUUUUCUGCCUGGGAUUUCCAUUACGCUGUCUCGGGUUAUUACCGGAGACAUCAAACAAGGUCACAAAACCACUGUUUCUGCCAUCAGACUCUUUUAUCUGCUUGUUGGCUCGGUGAUGGCUGACGCACAGCUAGCCAGAAUCCCAAAGAAUAAAGAAAAGCUGCCAGUGGAGCAAGGCAGAAUAUCAGAACUAAUGGUCCACAGAGGACCUGACUGGAGCAAAAGUACUGCCGAAAAACUGUGUCUCCUCCUGCACAAAAUAGUUGAGUUUUCUUCAGUUCACCCCCACUGGAAAGUGAGGCUGGAGCUGGUGGAGCUGGUCCAGCACUUGCUGAGGAGCUGCAGUCAGUCGCUGGUGGACUCGUUCAGCCAUCUGUUAAAGGCCUUGGUUGGGCUGGUGAGCGAUGAGAACGGCGAAGUCCAGAGCAGGUGUAACGAGGUCCUGCAAGGCAUUGCAGAGCACAGGAUCGUCACCCAGAACAGGGCUCUGGCCGACGUCCUCUCCGAGAACCUCCACUCCCUUGCCACAGCUCUGCCUCGCCUGAUGAACUCUCAGGAUGACGCGGGCAAGGUCUCCACUCUGAGCUUGUUGCUCGGCUACCUGAAGCUGCUGGGCCCCAGGAUUAACAUCGUCCUCAACUCCACGUCCCACCUCCACCGCCUGUCCAAAGCGCUGAUGCAGGUCCUGGAGCUGGACGUGACGGAUGUGAAGAUCGUGGAGGAGAGACGCUGGGGCUGUGAGGGCGCCUGCGGGCCCGCGGGCGCCGUGCAGCACGGAGCGCUGAGGGGCAGAUGUCAGAGGAAAUACUUCCGCUUCUUCGCGGGGGAGAAAGUUUUCCAGCUCCUUCAGCAAGUUUGCCGUGUUCUCGGCUACUACGGGAACCUCUACCUGCUCGUGGAUCAUUUCAUGGGGCUGUACGGCGAGUCUGGCGCGUACCGAAAGCAGGCAGCGAUGGUCCUCAACGAGCUGAUUGCGGGAGCUGCUGGACUGGGGGUGGACGUCCUUUGGGAGCGGGAAUGUUCGCUGAACAUGGAUGAUCUCAAAGGGUCCGUCGUGUCCAUUCUCGAUGAGUACACAGACCAGGCCAACUGGUAUUUGGUCACGAGCAUCGAUACAGAAGAAGUCAGCCAGGAGCGCUCUGUGCAACACUCGGGACUCGCUGCCCAGCCAGGAGGCGCCCUCCUCCCGUCCCCAGAGCCGCACGUAACGGCCCGCACCAUGAACAGCAACAUCUGGCAGAUCUGCAUCCAGCUGGAAGGCAUCGCCUGCUUCGCCGCUGUCCUCAAGAAGGAAUUCCGGUUGCUCCUGCUGUCAGCUCUGUACCCGGUGCUGGAGAAGGCUGGGGACCAGACCCUGCUCAUCAGUGAGACAGCGCUGGGGACGCUGGCCGGCAUUUGCGAGGCCUGCAGCUACGACUCCGUGCAGUGUCUGAUUAACGAGAAUUCUGACUACCUGGUGAACGGGAUCUCCCUGAACCUGCGGCAACUGGCACACCAGCCUCACGCUUCCCAGGUCCUGGACACGAUGCUGAGGCACUCGGAUGCCAGCUUGCUGCCGCUGGUAGAGGAUGUGAUCCAAGACGUCCUGUCCACGCUAGAUCAGUGUUACAGUAACCAGGCUUCCACUUUCCUCAGGGUCCUGCACUCAGUCAUGGCAGCUUUAGUGCGGUGGUUUGGCCCAUCCUGCAGUGAGGAACACCAGGGCCAGACAGACGAGUACCACAGCAGGACUUUGUCGCAGGGGCGGCAGGCGGUGACGAGCCAAGAGAUGGAGCAGUUCUUCCUUGACUACAUCAGGCAGAAGCAGAUCGCAGAGGGAAACCUUCCUGACACGGGGGAUGAGGAGACAGAUGAGGUCCCCCCUCUUGCAAACCCGGAGCUGAACGCCUCUGACACGGAAGGAGAGGCUCCGCUGCCCAGCCACGCUCAGCUGGCCAAGGAUGUGAUGGGGAGGUGCAUCCACUUGCUGUCUGACGGGAGCCUCCGCGUGCGCCUCAAGGUCCUGGACGUGCUGGAGCUCUGCGUAACGGUGCUGCAUCCUCACGGAAACCAUCUGCUUCCCAUGGCUCAUCGCGUCUGGCCAGCUCUCGUCACCCGGCUGAUUAGCGAUGACCCUCUGGCAGUGCUCAGAGCCUUCAAGGUGCUGUGUACCCUGGCUCAGAGCUGCGGGGACUUUCUGAGGCAGAGAUUCUCCAGGGAUGUCCUGCCUAAGCUGACCGCGUCCCUCCUCAGCCAGGCCCCAGUGAGCGCCAGAGCCGGGCCCGUGUACAGCCACACGCUCGCCUUCAAGCUGCAGCUGACUGUGCUGCAGGGACUGGGGUCUCUGUGUGAGAAGCUGGACAUGGGCGAGAGUGACCUGAAUAAAGUGGCAGAUGCCUGCCUGAUUUACCUCAGCGCCAAGCAACCCCUGCGACUGCAAGAAGCUGCCCAGAGCAUUUUCCUGCACCUGAUGCGCGUAGACCCCGACGGCUCCUGGCUGCUGCUCCACGAGCUCUGCUGCCCGCACCCCUACGAGCCGCCCCACCGCACCCUGCGGCCC
This is a messenger RNA of Mesitornis unicolor (brown roatelo), 3039 nucleotides long. It is a transcript of the gene TTI1, whose product is annotated as TELO2 interacting protein 1. The record is from RefSeq and is a predicted model, not a curated record. NCBI's taxonomy places the organism in Eukaryota, Metazoa, Chordata, Aves, Mesitornithiformes, Mesitornithidae. Gene Ontology annotation, cellular component: cytoplasm. Gene Ontology annotation, biological process: chromatin remodeling.